Messenger RNA from Aphanomyces invadans, 288 nucleotides. RefSeq lists its product as hypothetical. NCBI's taxonomy places the organism in Eukaryota, Oomycota, Saprolegniomycetes, Saprolegniales, Verrucalvaceae. Bases 1 to 288 code for a protein of 95 amino acids. The transcript has 2 exons. The record is from RefSeq and is a predicted model, not a curated record.
AUGUUCGUGCGGCAGGCGUGGCGGGUUGUGGGCUCGUGUGGCGUCGGGCUGCUCUUUGGUGGUCGCAACGAGCCAUGGGUUGGCGGCACCUUUGUCGUGGUUGGCGUUCUCAUCCAAGUGUUGCAAGGGUGGCGUUCGUUCGACUUGUGCGACAUGGCCGGCCACACAACUGGCGUCGCGAUGGGAAAGUUGAUCGCUGCUGGCACUCCAAACAUGAUCUCGCUCUUGAAAAACCUCGUCAAGACGGUGAUCUCGCUCUUGAAAAACCUUGUCAAGACGGCGCAGUAG